Cyclopterus lumpus (lumpfish) is the source of this 631-nucleotide messenger RNA. RefSeq names its product proteasome maturation protein-like. The record is from RefSeq and is a predicted model, not a curated record. Gene Ontology annotation, cellular component: cytoplasm; nucleus. Bases 59 to 484 code for a protein of 141 amino acids. Lineage: Eukaryota; Metazoa; Chordata; Actinopteri; Perciformes; Cyclopteridae. The transcript is spliced from 6 exons. Gene Ontology annotation, biological process: proteasome assembly.
CGCGACCCAACCGGAUAUUCAAGUGUUUCGAAAAGAAAGUGGAACAGACGGAAUUAUAAUGAACACUCGAGGACUUCGCUCUCAGCUGAAAGACAGCGUCCCUGUGGCCGGCUUGUGUCCGCAGGGAGCGUACGGCGUGCAGGACUCUCUGCGCAGCGGCUUUACCAGCAUAAAGAAUGAACUUCUUCCAAGCCACCCACUGGAGCUGUCAGAGAAAAAUUUCCAGCCAAACCAGGACAAGAUGAAUUUCUCUACACUCAGAAGCAUCCAGGGUCUUCAUGCUCCGCUCAAACUGCAGAUGGAGUACAGGGCAGCUAGACAGAUCCAGCGUCUGCCGUUCUUGCAGAGUUCAAACCUGGCUCUGGAUACAUUGAGAGGCAAUGACGAGUCCAUCGGCUUUGAGGACAUCCUCAACGAUCCAUUCCAGAGUGAAAUGAUGGGCGAGCCACACAUCAUGGUGGAAUACCAACUGGGACUGUUGUGAAAGAAGAUGGACACGCAUAAUACACAGCUACACAUGUAGAUUUAGGUUUAUUAUUUGUUUGGGGGAAACUGGGCUCUUGAUUCAGUGCUGUUCUUGUAUGAUUCCGAUCCAGUUGGUAUUUCUAAUAAACUUCAUAACCUUCCUCUA